This is a messenger RNA of Prorocentrum cordatum, 630 nucleotides long. The record is from the annotation of a GenBank genome assembly. Lineage: Eukaryota; Dinophyceae; Prorocentrales; Prorocentraceae.
AUGGUAGCAUUCCAUUUGGCGAGCCACUCUGUCGCUGCGAGCUGCUCAGGUGUCAUAUUCCAAUCGGCCAGGAACGGGUCGGGCCUGCGCUGGGAUGGCGAGGUCACGGAGGUGGUUGAACGUGGUGGCCUGGACAUGGUACCUGGAAAGGCGCAAACGGCCCACGGCGAGUACGGCGCCAUCAACUACUCCCUGUCGGGCCCGGAGCACGGCGAGGUGGUCGUCUGCCUGCACGGCCUCAACGGCUCCCGCCUGCUCUUCCACGAGCUCUCCGCGGCGCUGACGGCCGCCCAGUACCGGGUGCUCUGCUUCGACCUGUACGGCCACGGCCUGAGCAACGCCCCGCCCGUGGACCUCUGCCCGUGCGCGCGGCUGAGCCUCACGGAGAGGGGCGGGUACGCUUGUGAGGCCGGCCACCGCCAGGUGCAGCACCACGAAGACCACCAGGUCGCGCUCACGGCUGGCCACGACCGUCCGCGCAUGGUCGACGAUCGUUGCGAUGGCAUUGAUUGCGGCCGCCUCGAGGGCGGCAUCGUCAUGCUCGGCGUGGCCGACCUGCGCGUGCUCCUGCGCCGACGCUGCCCGCGGCACCUCCAGGCCGACCUGCACGCCAGGAGCUUCAGGAACUGA